UCUUAGUAAAUUAAUCAUAAAUGAGUACCAUUUUCAUUCUGUUUAACAUAUUUAGAAUUAAAUAAAAAUUAAACAUUUAAUUUAGAAAUCAUCAGUAUUUUCAAUCAAGGCAGACGAUUUGAUAUUUAAAACAAAACAAGUAAAUUCACCAAAAAAUGUUAUAAAAAGUAUUAUUAAACUGAAGCAUUCCACAUUGGACGUUACAACUUGAUUCACAAUGAACAGAAUAAUCUUUGGUUCAUUCGAUCAAAAUAUAAGUUGCUGUAUAAAAUUAAUACAAUUAGACCUUUUCUACAGAUAUAAAAAAUGACAUAUAUAUAUCUGAUGGAACAACGAGUUAAUCUACUGACAACAGCGCCAAAGGGAACACCGGAUUCCUAUGACAGGAUUUCACCUAAUGGAAAACCAUGGAAAUCGUCUGUCUUGCAUCAUAUAGGAAUAUUAAGGUCGAAUCCAAAGACACAAAUACAUAUCCAAUAUAAAUGUGCGGGGAAGACUUUAAGUUAUGACAUUGGAGCAGAAUUAUUGACCGUCGUAAGGAAACCACAGAAAGGGAGCAAGACCUUCACAUAUCGGCACUUUCUUGUCAAUAUUAGAAAAGAUGGACUAGCUUCUAGGCUGAGUAUAUGCAACAAUGAUGAAGUUGCAUGGAUUGAUUCUACCUUUCUGCCUGAUCGCAACCAUACAGAGGUAUUGAGAUUGUUUGAAAAGGUCAAGGUCGAUGGAACUAGGUUAAAUCUGGUUUUACGCAGGGUUACAAAGUUUGGUUCCAAGAAAAAAUGGAAAUGGUUUGACACCAGUGCAGGUCUGUCCGCUGACAACCCACAGAAGCAUGUUUCUUACACAGGUGUUGACCAGAAAAACAAGUCUUAAAACUUUUAUAAAGUUCCGGGGACACAACUUUACCUCGAUAUACGUAAUAGCUCUGUCACUGCAAGUGUUAUGACAAAGGCAGGCGAUGCCAGAACAAGUAAGUUUUUCAUUGAUAUAUAGUCACAAACAAAAUAUUGUUGCUUUUAAUUUUUUUAACUGAAGCUUGCCCCUUGAAACUUCUGUUUCUAUUUUACUUAUAACUUGACUUUUAUGUUACAGAAAUAAUUUGUAAAAUAAUGCAAAGUGGCAUGGACCGUUGUGGAAGCGUUAAAUUCAAAGCCACACUUUGCAAAAACGAAAAGGAACGCUACAUUGCAAUAGAUGAUUUAAAUAAUGUUAUAUUAGACGUAAGUAUUUUAGAAUCUUUAAAUUCAGCAGGUUUCAAGUUAUAAGUGCUAGCUAGGGUGUCU
Ruditapes philippinarum (Manila clam) is the source of this 1283-nucleotide messenger RNA. RefSeq lists its product as uncharacterized. The transcript is spliced from 5 exons. The record is from RefSeq and is a predicted model, not a curated record. Lineage: Eukaryota; Metazoa; Mollusca; Bivalvia; Venerida; Veneridae. Bases 307 to 873 code for a protein of 188 amino acids. Gene Ontology annotation, molecular function: protein binding.